ACAAGCUGGAGAGCAGAAGUGCAGCGCGAAGCGCGCGUGGGUUCCUCCAGUAGUGACAGUCUUCCUCACCGCGGAGUAUCCAGAGGUGUGCAACCUGGACCCCAGAGGAUGCUGUUUUCCUCAUUUGUGGUGACAAAUAGGCAGCCUUUGGAGAAAGGGCGAUGUGCUGUGCUGCAGUUGACCCCUGACAUCUCAUUUGGACCUGAUAUAUGGCGCAGUCACAGCCUGCUGUUUCCCAUCUGAUGAAAUGACCAGGUUUAAACGACGAGACAAAGUUGCAGAGAUUGAAAUUAGAGCGACCCUGAUUUUGCCAACUAAUGAGCUGUGAGCAAGAGCAGCUGAGGGGUAACCAGGAGACACCCACUCCCCCAGAUCCAUCCAUGGCCCAGACUUACCCAUCAGCCCAGUUUGCCCCCCCUCCCCAGAAUGGCAUUACCACAGAGUUCACAGCUUCACACCCUCACCCACAUCCGCACUCCCAUCCACACUCACACCAGCAUCCUGCACCCCAAGACUACCCCGGGGUUCAGGCCUCUAUCAGUGACCAUCCACUCAACAUGUACCAGUCCACACCGAGCCACAGCGACCAGAAUGGGACCAACAUCGGAAGUCAGACGGUCACCGGCACAGCCACACAGACAGACGACCCAGCACAGACAGACAGUCAUCCACCAACACAGACUGUACCUGAGAGCACAGACAGCAAGGCCCAACCCAAAAGACUUCAUGUCUCCAACAUCCCCUUCAGGUUCAGAGAUCCAGACCUCAGGCAAAUGUUUGGGCAAUUUGGCAAAAUCUUAGAUGUGGAAAUCAUCUUCAACGAACGUGGUUCAAAGGGUUUUGGAUUCGUAACAUUCGAGCAUAGUAUGGAUGCCGACAGGGCCAGGGAGAAAUUACACGGCACUGUGGUGGAAGGCCGUAAAAUAGAGGUCAACAAUGCAACUGCCCGAGUAAUGACAAAUAAGAAGACUGUCAACCCAUAUGCAAAUGGCUGGAAGUUGAAUCCAGUGGUCAGUGCUGUCUACAGCCCCGAAUUUUAUGCAGUGCCAGGGUUUCCCUACCCAGCAGCCAGUGCAGCAGCAGCAGCAGCCGCAGCCUACAGAGGAACCCACCUACGAGGUCGAGGAAGGACAGUCUACAACACAUUCAGAGCGGCCGCGCCACCUCCUCAUAUUCCUGCCUAUGGAGGUGUUGUUUACCAGGAUGGAUUUUAUGGUGCAGAUAUUUAUGGUGGUUACGCUGCCUACAGAUUUGCCCAACCUACUGCUGCCACAGCAGCUGCAUACAGUGACAGUUAUGGACGAGUAUAUGCUGCCGAUCCCUACAACCACACACUCACUCCAGCCGCCACAUACAGCGUUGGUGCCAUGAAUGCAUUCACCCCUCUGACAGAUGCCAAAACACGGAGCCAUGUUGACGACGUAGGGCUUGUGCUGUCCUCCCUCCAGGCUAGUAUAUACCGGGGAGGCUACAGCCGCUUUGCUCCCUAUUAGCAAGACUUCCCAACUGAAACACAACCUUCCAACUGGAUAGGAAGAAAGCGUCUGUGUGUGUGUGCGUGCGAGUGUGUGUAUGCAUGUGUGUGUGGAUAUUAAGAGAGACAUUGCUGAGGCCUGGGUAUUGCAAUACAUGCAACUUAAGCAUCAUUUCAGCAUCUCCUAAGAGAGAGAAAAAUCUAUGACUAAAAUGACAGCUGAUAUUUUUCAUCUUAUACCUCAAGAUAUUUUGUGCUGUGUAUUUUGAUAUUGUGGGGUUUUCAUUUGGAAAGAUUUAAACAUCGUUUUCAGCUGUAGAAAUUGUGUCCAUGGUACUAAUAGAGUCAUUGUUAAGAGUUAAAGAUUAGGACACAGAUGAACUAUUUAUCUGAUAGAUAUUAUUGUAUAUAACAGCUAUUAUGAAUUUUUUUUUUCCACACUUGCCAAUGAAAAAGCAUGAGUCGCACAAUCUUAUGAUUUUAUUCCUGAAAAAUGACAGAAAAAGUAGCUUUUUUUGUCUGUUUAAAGGGACUAGGCUUGUCAACAGCUAUUUUUUCUUCUUUCUGCAUCCUUUUGCACUUACUCGUUUUCACCGAUGCAUUUUUUUACGCAGUUUGGAAUCAUGUCGAGGUUUCGAAAACAUUGUCUUAUAAAUUGAGUGUUUGUGAACAUUGGCGGGUCGGAUAGGGUCAUUAAAAACUGCAUCGAGAAGCAACGGCUUGCUAAUUAUUCGAACUCCAUCAUCUGAAGAUCAUGACUUUCUUAUCUCAUUUGUUUUGAGGAAAAGCUAUUUUCCACUGACCUCAACUUUACAUUUCACUGUGCAGUUUUAUUAUGGUCAUUGUAGUAAAUGUCUUGUUGUUUGUAUUAUUUAUUUGAUUCUCUUAAAUUAUUUGAAUCAUUUGUAAAUUGUUUUGCAGUCACUUAGUCAUGAUCCAAAAUUUGGAUUGGAAUGUGAAUGUUAAGUUAUAAGCAAUGCCAGCAAGAUUCAGAAGUGAGCCAGAAGGUUUUCAGAUUGUAGCUUUACCGACUAAAUAAUGUGGUUUCAUCUGCCACGGCCUCCAAAGUACAUAUUUGUUCAUUCAAUGAUUAUUCUGUAAGCUAAAAAAAAAGGUAAGAUAAUUAAAUUGGAUGUGACUGAGAGGUAAAGUCAGAAUACUCCUGAUAAAUUUCGACAUAAUCAUAAAUUGAGCAAUUUACUGCAGCUAAUCCUUUUUUGUCUUGGGUAGCGAUGGUUAUUAGAAUGUAGAUUUUUUUUUUUUUAAUAGGAACUUCCAAUCGCUUGGUAUAUUUGAUCAUUUUUUUAUAUUGCUGGAGAAAAUUCAAGUAUAUAUUUUGCAGUGUAUUUUAUCUUUUUUAAGUGUUCAUUUGGUUUUGCUUUUUUUUCCCCAGUAAAUAAAAAAAAAAACAUGAGGGAUAAGAAGUUAUAAUCAAACAAUGUAUGAUAUUUGAACUGUGCAGUAAAGAUAUUAUCUUAUAUGAAAUACAUCAUGGUAUAAUGUUUUAGAUUUAGCCAAUUAGAUCGGUUGUUAGGGCAAGCUAGCUCCUUUUCUAUCAAGUCACGUUGCGAUUUCUAGCAAGUCUUUACAAAUAAUGACAUUGUAGUUCGACAGUAUAUACGCUCUUUUGUUUACGUUGUCAAAUGUACCAUUUUGCACAUGUAAGGUGUAAUUUCCACAUAAAUCUGAGACAUAUCAGUGCUGUAGGUGUAAAUUUUCCUCCUUUUUUAUUCCGUUGAAUUUGCUCUUUAUGUUAUUCUUAAUGUGACAUAGCUUACUUUUAUAGACUAUCAAUCUCUUUGGAAGCAUAACUGUUUGAAUAUUAUAUACUAUUAUAUACAUAUUAAAAAAGAAAAACAGUAAAUCAUUUGUGAACAAGCUAAUUAAUGAUGUACAUAGAAGUUGAUGGAAUCAAUCUGUAGUGCUUCUGAAUGACACUAUUUGGGGAAAAAGAGACUUUGGAUGGUGCAAGCCAAUCCUUGCGCCACAUUCUGUUUACAAAUAUUCCCAUUUAGUGGUGUUGUUACACACAUAUCUUCCCUUUUGUAUCUAUCACAAAUUAGAAUCCUCAGAUGCACCGAAUUAAAAGGCAGCAAAUUAAAAAGCGUCAGAGCACUUUGGCUCUGCUGGUUGAAAUGUUGCGAAUGACGAUGAGACGGGAUGACUUGAAGGUCUUCACUAUGCUGAAUGUCUGAUUCUGUAACUACUUUAUCUAAAGUGCUGCUUCCAGUAGGUGUUGUGGUUCAAAACGAGGCUUCCUGCACUGUCAUUGUAUGUGCAUGUACUAUGGUUCUUCCACUUGUCAAUAACCAUCAAUAAAGUUUUUUUUUCUCAAA
Syngnathus typhle (broad-nosed pipefish) is the source of this 3810-nucleotide messenger RNA. RefSeq names its product RNA binding fox-1 homolog 1 (gene rbfox1). Gene Ontology annotation, molecular function: mRNA binding. Gene Ontology annotation, biological process: regulation of alternative mRNA splicing, via spliceosome; nervous system development. Lineage: Eukaryota; Metazoa; Chordata; Actinopteri; Syngnathiformes; Syngnathidae. The transcript is spliced from 15 exons. Gene Ontology annotation, cellular component: nucleus; cytoplasm. The coding region runs from base 318 to 1493 and encodes 391 amino acids. The record is from RefSeq and is a predicted model, not a curated record.